Boeremia exigua is the source of this 565-nucleotide messenger RNA. RefSeq lists its product as uncharacterized. Bases 90 to 449 code for a protein of 119 amino acids. Lineage: Eukaryota; Fungi; Ascomycota; Dothideomycetes; Pleosporales; Didymellaceae. The record is from RefSeq and is a predicted model, not a curated record. The transcript has a single exon.
UAGAGGCCAAUGCACUGUCCAAGGGAUGCAAGGACAGAAACGAGAAGGAGGGGGGCCAUUCUGCAAAACUUGAUGCUUUCCAUUAAUACAUGUCCUUGACACCCUUUUCUGUCACUGCGCCCGGCCUUCUAGACCUGCUACACGUGUUCUCUGUCUGCAUUGCAACCGCAUGCGCGACAUCCCUGCAAGGUCGACACAUCGCACCCAGCACCUCAACACAUGCCCACCUCGCCGUCUAUAUAAGUAUCACCGCCGAAAGCGCAAGGCUGCCGCAAGGCAUUGCGCCCCGCCCCCAGCCGCACACUGAGCCCAUGGCGCUCCCCGACCCCACCCAUUGGUCCAGCGACAGUAAAGGAUCCGUCCGACACCCGCGCCUCACAGCGUGCUGGCCGACCUGUGUCCCAGCGGUUGCCGUUUCGAGACAUGCUGCAUGGGCGAAACAGGCGUGAUUUUCGCGCGUGUGAUACGGGCGCUCUCGUGAGUGGCUGCGUCUAAAUUGGCGGGGCUGUGUGCUACGUCCUGUUACACGAGUGCGUUUGGGUCGGCGUUUGUUUGCUCGCUGGAA